Molecule: messenger RNA, 1598 nt
Organism: Annulohypoxylon truncatum
Lineage: Eukaryota; Fungi; Ascomycota; Sordariomycetes; Xylariales; Hypoxylaceae
Exons: 3
Coding region: 44-1300 (418 amino acids)
Molecular function (GO): FAD binding
Source: RefSeq, a predicted model, not a curated record
CUUCACUCCAGAGAGCGCCAAUGACGUUUCGGCAGCUGUCGUCAUGUUAGGUCGUACGCAGACACAGUUUGCAGUGAGGAGCGGCGGUCAUAUGCCUGUUAAAGGGGCUGCGGGAACCAAUGAGGGCGUCUUAAUCGCUAUGACGAAGAUGAAUUCGAUGACCUUGUCUGCUGAUGGCAGUAUCGCAAGCAUAGGACCGGGCCUAAGAUGGGACGAUGUUUAUAACUGGAUUGUUGACAAAGGCCGCAUUGUGCUAGGCGGUCGCUAUGCUUCAGUGGGAGUUUCAGGUGUACUACUCGGCGGCGGCUUAAGCCACUUCAGCGGAACGUACGGUUGGGCGGCCAAUAACGUGGCGAACUUCGAAGUUGUUCUAGCUAACGGAACCAUUGUAAAUGCCAACUCCACAAGUAACCCAGACCUGUUCUGGGCACUGAAGGGAAGCUCCAGCAACUACGGUAUCGUCACACGUUUUGACCUCAAAACAUAUCCCUCAUCCUUGGUAUAUGCGGGUACUAUCUCCUACAAUGAAAAUAAGGUCGCAGAUUUCUUGCAAGCAUUUGAAAACUGGCUAGGUCCAGGCGGAGGCAUACAUGAUAAUGGUGCUGCCAUUGUUCCGGCUCUAUUCAUUUACCCCGAGCAACAGAGUGUACAAGGCAACAUCGCAGUUUUGCAAAACAACUACACCCUUAACCAAACAGUGCCGAAGUCUUUGCAAGGAUUUGUCAAUAUAUCAACUUCAAGCACCGCGCAUGUAAGGACAUAUCCUGAUUUUCUCACGGAGAGUCUCAUAUAUGGUAACGACAGCAUGAGGAAUACGUUCUAUUGCACAUCGCUGCUUGCGACAACCGAAGCCGUUCGACUUAUAAAUCAAACCGUUACCCCGCUAGCUCUUUCAAUGCUAAAAGGCGUACGAAACAGCUUCGUAGGGCUUUCCAUGCAGCCUAUCACUCAAUCUCAUCUGAAAGCAGCAAGAAACGCGGGCGGAGACGCAAUCGACUUAGACCCUAACGAUGGUGACUUCAUAGCCUUCAAUAUUGCCACAGAACAUUCAGACGUGGAAGAUGACAUAACAGUUACCGCAUUCAAUACCGCAGCCCUCCGCGCUCUCGAUACUGCGACAAAAGCCGCAAAUAUAUAUUAUCCUUUUCUGUUUCUAAAUGAUGCUGGAGCAGGCGAGCAAGUGUUCCCCUUGUAUGGCAAAGGAAAUAGUUUAACUCGGAUGAAGUCAAUUCGAGGAACAUAUGAUCCUAGUGGGAUAUUUCAGGAUUUGAUGCCCGGUGGUUUUAAACUGGGAGCGUGAUCUGUAUGCCUUUUCUUCCCAUCUUACGUACCCAGCACUCAGCUUAGCUCAGAUUCCCAAUGUAACCGAGAACCCAUCUCCUUUUCUCCUCAUUUCUUAACCGUGGUUUCUUCGGGUUGGUCAAAGAUGGUAAUUUCCGGGUAGGAUAGACAUUAGAUAUAAAGAACCAAAGGGAAGAUAUAGACAAUCUUGAUUUUUCUCUUCUCUUUUUAGCUACCUACGUAUACUACUUCUAUAGAUACUAUUCAAACUGAGAUGGACGCUGGACUUGUGAUGUCUUAUCCGUCUAUUAGCUCCC